CUUUUGACAGCAAUAACGGCUAAAUGAUUAGUCGUUUUGACCACACAUCGGACGUGCUUUUCCGGAACGACAGAACCGCGCAAAUAUGUCGUUGUUUCUCGACUGAAUGUUCUGUUCAUUAUCGCUAAUAAUUUUCCCUCUUCAUCUCAUGCUGUUCACCGGCGAGGCUUUUCCAUUUUUCGAUUCUGUAUAGAAAUGUCGAUACGAAAAGUUCUCAGAAAUCUCAAAACGGUGAAAAGGACUCGCCGUUUAAAUCUAUCCCCAAAACUCUGCGGAGAAAACCUACACUCAAUCUCUAAAACCCUAAUUCCUCCUUCUUCAACAAUUCUCUCCAAUCUCAACCCAACAAAACUCCACCAAACUCUAUCGGACCCAGAUCUAAAACCUUUGUAUUGCUUACAUCUCUUCGAUUUUCUCCGCCAAAACGAAUCAUUGAUCUCAUUUCAACCUGAUCUUCAAGCCCAUUUGAUACUAAUUUCAAAACUUACAAAGGGAAGAAGAUUCUCAGAUGCAGAAAUUCUCUUGAAAUCUGUGUCAAUUAAGGAUUGUAACAGGUACCCGUUUUCUAUUUUAGCUUCUACUAUUGAGAAUUGUUGUUGCUUUGAACCAAAUGUUAUAGCAAAGUUAUUCAAUAUGAUGCUUAAGGUUUACUCUGAUAAUAAGAAAUUUGAACAAGUUUUGAAGACUUUUGAUUACAUGAAGAAUAAAGGAAUUGACAUAGAUGAGAGAACUUGUACUGUGCAUUUGCUUUCCCUUAAGAUAAAUGAUCAGAUGAGAUUAAGCCUUGAGUUUUUUAAUAGAAUGAUUGAAACAGGCAUUGAGGUUUCUGUAUAUUCUUUGACAGUUGUGGUUGAAGGGUUAUGUCAGAAUGGAGAGAUUAGACAGUGUAGAGAAUUAGUGGAAGAAAUGGUGAUUAAAGGAAUUAAACCCAACAUUAUAACAUAUAAUAUAAUGAUAGAUGCUUGUGCUAAAAGAUGGAGUUUUGAGGAGUUAAAUUGCAUAUUGGCAUUAAUGGAAAAGGAAGGAGAGGCAUUUAAUAUUAACACAUAUAAAAUUUUGAUAGAUGGGUACUCAAGCUUUGGUAAAAUUAAAGAAGCUGAGAAGUUGCUAUUGGAGAUGCAUGGUAGAGAUUUGAAUGUUGAUACCCACAUGUAUAAUUUGGUUAUAAAUGGGUAUUGUAAUAAAGGGUUCGUGGAUAAAGCACUUCUGUUGUUUGAUAGGAUGAGUAUUAGAGGUGUUAACUCGACCGUUGAUACAUUUUGGGCAUUAAUAAAUGGCAAUUGCAAGGUUGGGAGAAUGGAGAUUGCAAUGGCAUAUGUCAGUAAGAUGCAGAGAAAAGGAAUUGAGUUAGACCAGGUUAUUUUUAAUAUCUUGGUUGACGGAUAUUUCAGAAAGGGAAUGGUAGAUGAAGCCUAUGUAAUGCUAAUUGAGAUGGUGAGGAGAGGAUUUGAUGCUGAUUUAUCCAUUUGCAGCAAAAUAGAGGCUGCAUUAUUUAAGUUGAAUCGGUUUGAGGAGGCAAAACAGUUGGUGGAUAUUAUGUCAGUAAGAUGCAAAGAAAAGGAAUUGAGUUAGACCAGGUUAUUUUUAAUAUCUUGGUUGACGGAAAUUUCAGAAAGGGAAUGGUAGAUGAAGCCUAUGUAAUGCUAAUUGAGAUGGUGAGGAGAGGAUUUGAUGCUGAUUUAUCCAUUUGCAGCAAAAUAGAGGCUGCAUUAUUUAAGUUGAAUCGGUUUGAGGAGGCAAAACAGUUGGUGGAUAUUAUGGUUAAAGGAGAUGGAAGUCUUGAAAAUUCAGCAACUUUAGUUGAAGAAAACUUGGUUUAAGGUGGCAAAGAAUCUGAAGGAACAUAAUGACUAAAAGGAUGGAAGCCUGAAAUUUGGUAAGGUGCACAAUUUUGAUUGGCCUAUGAUUCAAAGGGAAUUCCAUGGAGAUGUGGAGGAAGAAGAAAAUGAUUUAUACAGUAGCUGUUGUCUCGUUUUCUUUUCAAUUCUCUGUUCAAAUCUUCUUCCUAUAAGUUUUGGCUGUUGAGUUAAUGGGUACCAUGAGAAGGGCGGCACAAGAGUGAAGCACAAAGUCAUACCGAUGAUAAUGGGGUGCUUGGGUCGAUAUAGUCACCUUUCUCAAUUCUUGUGUUGGGCAGUUAUUUUCUAUUUGUUGCUUUUAGGGAGAGAGGAUGGAUUUGAUUAUUUCAUGAUACUCAGGGAACAAUCGUAGCCGAUGAUCAUAUAACUUUAAACUAACAAGAGACCUCUAACCUAAAACAAAACUGCAAGAAAAUCCAUCCAAGCUCUCAAAGCUUAAAUAACUGUAAUGCUAUAGAAGCAGAAAUAUCAGUUUUACGGGCUGCGUUUUUCUUUUUUCAUUUUUCUGUUCGACAAAGGAAAGGACGUCUAACAAGCUUCAUACUAGGGUGUAAGGAUCGAUUUUCUUUAAAUACAAGGGCAUAGUUGUC
Messenger RNA from Jatropha curcas, 2449 nucleotides. NCBI's taxonomy places the organism in Eukaryota, Viridiplantae, Streptophyta, Magnoliopsida, Malpighiales, Euphorbiaceae. The record is from RefSeq and is a predicted model, not a curated record.